AUGGGGACCACAGAAGCCACACUACGGAUGGGAAAUGUGGAUGUGAAGGAGGAAUGGCAAGAUGAAGACUUCCCCAGACCUCUCCCAGAAGAGACAGGGAUGGACACCCUUGGCAGCCCCAUUGAAGAUACAUCCUCUCCUCCAAACACUUUAAACUUCAAUGGGGCUCAUCGUAAACGAAAGACACUCGUUGCUCCUGAAAUCAACAUUUCACUGGACCAAAGUGAGGGCUCUGUCUUGUCUGAUGAUUUCCUGGAUACCCCCGAUGAUCUGGACAUCAAUGUAGAUGAUAUCGAAACCCCAGAUGAGACAGAUUCCCUGGAAUUUCUAGGAAAUGGCAACGAGCUGGAGUGGGAAGAUGACACCCCUGUGGCCACUGCUAAGAACAUGCCUGGUGACAGUGCAGACCUCUUUGGGGAUGGGGCUACCGAAGAAGGUGGUGCUGCCAAUGGGCGACUGUGGAGAACAGUCAUCAUUGGUGAGCAGGAGCACCGAAUUGACCUCCAGAUGAUCAAGCCCUAUAUGAAGGUGGUAACUCAUGGAGGCUACUACGGUGAAGGUCUGAACGCCAUCAUCGUCUUUGCAGCCUGCUACCUCCCGGACAGUAACUCUCCAGAUUACCAUUAUAUAAUGGAAAACCUUUUCCUGUAUGUCAUCAGCAGUUUGGAGCUCCUUGUGGCUGAAGAUUAUAUGAUCGUGUACCUGAAUGGUGCCACCCCACGACGGAGGAUGCCAGGGAUUGGCUGGCUGAAGAAAUGCUAUCAGAUGAUUGACAGAAGGCUUCGGAAAAACCUGAAAUCCUUAAUUAUUGUCCACCCUUCUUGGUUUAUUCGAACAGUAUUGGCCAUUUCCAGGCCCUUUAUCAGUGUGAAGUUUAUCAGUAAGAUCCAAUAUGUGCACAGUCUGGAAGAAUUGGAACAGCUCAUCCCCAUGGAACACGUGCAGAUUCCUGACUGCAUCCAACAAUAUGAAGAAGAAAGAAUCAAGGCCAGGAGAGAAAGGUCAGAAGAAAAGCCAGAGACAAUGGAAGAAAGAUCUUCGGUGGUCACAGAAGAUCAGGAAACAAGGUUUGUGGACAAAACUUGGGAUUGGAUUCUUAAUUUCAGGGUUUUACAGAAUGUGAGCAUUAGGGGUAACUAA
Molecule: messenger RNA, 1140 nt
Organism: Gracilinanus agilis (Agile Gracile Mouse Opossum)
Lineage: Eukaryota; Metazoa; Chordata; Mammalia; Didelphimorphia; Didelphidae
Gene: ATCAY
Product: ATCAY kinesin light chain interacting caytaxin
Exons: 11
Coding region: 1-1140 (379 amino acids)
Biological process (GO): apoptotic process
Cellular component (GO): cytoplasm
Source: RefSeq, a predicted model, not a curated record